AUUCAGCCAGCUGCUUGAACGUUUUGGCUUGUUGUAAAACAGUAAACUGGAAAAUGUCCCAGAAAAAUGCAAAGUUAAUCAAUCAAAAAGAAUAUUUGAAGAAAUAUUUGUCGGGUGACAAGGAAAAGAAAAAGAAAAAGAAAGAGAAGAAACAAAGGAAGUCAGCACAUGUUAAAGUAAAAAUCAUCGACGAUGAUGACUAUGAUGCAAAUCAAGAGGAAAUAGACGAGGACUUGUUGUUGGGCGGCGAAGAUGCACCACAAAUCGUGGGCGAAUACAUCGAGGAGAAUCCCGAUGCCAUGCGCAGCAAAUGGCGUAACAUUGCCGUUAAGGAUGAGCCGAAAACAGAAGCCGGGGAGAACGGCAUCAAGCCAGAGCCCGCUAGUGAGAAGGAGGAGUCGUCUUUGUGGGGUCGAAAAGCGUCAGCUAUAAAGGUCAAACAGGAGCCGGAGCUGAAUAUAAAAAUCAAGCAGGAGAAGCGCAGCAGCAGUCGCGAGUUGAGCCCAACAAGGCGUAGCCCGCUCAGAGAGCAUCUUCGUUCGGAUCAGAGCCCAAAAUGGAGGAGAAGACGAAGUGAUGAAGAAAAGCCGAACAAGCGAGAGCAUAAUUUGGAUCAAUCGCCACCCAGAAGGGGAAAAAAUUAUGAUCAAAGCCCACCCAGGAGGCGAAGAGAUGAUCAAAGUCCACCUAGGAGGAAAAAAGGAGAUGACGAUGAUCAAAGCCCGCCCAGAAAGAGACGAGAUGAUGAUCAAAGUCCACCUAGGGGGACACGAGAUGAUGAUCAAAGUCCACCAAGGAGGAAAAAACGAGAUGAUGAUGAUCAAAGCCCGCCCAGGAGACGUUUCAAUGCAGCCCAAUCUCCACCACGAAGGAGAAAGGACGCAGAUCAAAGACGAAGGGACUCGGAUCAAAGUCCGCCUAGAAAAAGACGGGAUUCGGAUCAAAGCCCGCCCAGAAAAAGAAGGGAUUCAGAUCAAAGCCCGCCCAGAAGACGUCAAGAAGACUAUAAACAACACAGAAAUCGACGAGAUUCCGAUCAAUCCCCGCCCAGAAAAAGAAGAAAUUCUCAUCAAAGUCCACCCAGGCGACGUCGAUCCAGCAGCAGAGAUGGACGUCGAGGGUCGCCAGUGCGAAUCAAAAAAGAGGAACGCAAAAGUCGCUGGGCCAAGGAGGAGCCCGCUCGAACGCCAUCGCCGCCGCCAACACACAAGCCGAAAGGCCAAGCACAGAUGCGAACGUUGGAUGGCAAAAAGGCGGGUCUGCAGGAUGCUCAAUCCUUAAAAAUUGAAACGGACGAGCGACGGCGUGAGGAGCGACGCAUGUUUGAGCAGAUGUCCAGCGAGGUGUCUGGACGAGAUGCGGAGGUGCAGAUGCGCAGCACGGGUCGGCGGGGAAGACGGGCACGCGACGCUGCCGCCGAGGAUCCAGUGGAGCGCCAACGCAAGGAGGAACACGAGGAGAAGAAGAAGCAGCUCUACGAUCGCUGGGGCAAAGGACUCAAGCAGCUGGAGGACCAGAAGGCAAGGCAUGCGGAAAUGGUGCACGAAGCGUCAAAGCCUGUGGCCCGCUAUGCCAACGAUGAAGACUUGGAGCGUCAUCUGCGUGAGCAAGAACAUGCAGAUGAUCCCAUGCUGGAGUACAUGCGGCAGAAGCGCAAGAAACGGGAACAGCAUUCCGAUAAACCUGUCCUGCCCGUUUACGAGGGCAGUUAUCCGGAGAAUCGCUAUGGCAUACGGCCCGGCUAUCGCUGGGAUGGUGUGGAUCGGUCGAAUGGGUAUGAGCAGCGCUGGUUCGACAAACAGAAUGAGCGACGAGCGGCGCAGGACGAAGCCUACAAGUACAGCGUCGAGGACAUGUAAAGCACUUUGGCUUUUAAUUAUUGAAAUAAAUAUUUGUGUACAAAAUUA
Messenger RNA from Drosophila navojoa, 1907 nucleotides. RefSeq lists its product as uncharacterized. Gene Ontology annotation, molecular function: RNA binding. Gene Ontology annotation, cellular component: U2-type spliceosomal complex; RES complex. The record is from RefSeq and is a predicted model, not a curated record. Gene Ontology annotation, biological process: mRNA splicing, via spliceosome. NCBI's taxonomy places the organism in Eukaryota, Metazoa, Arthropoda, Insecta, Diptera, Drosophilidae.